Molecule: messenger RNA, 2064 nt
Organism: Mya arenaria
Lineage: Eukaryota; Metazoa; Mollusca; Bivalvia; Myida; Myidae
Product: gamma-aminobutyric acid type B receptor subunit 1-like
Exons: 15
Coding region: 1-2064 (687 amino acids)
Biological process (GO): gamma-aminobutyric acid signaling pathway; G protein-coupled receptor signaling pathway
Cellular component (GO): membrane; G protein-coupled receptor heterodimeric complex
Molecular function (GO): G protein-coupled GABA receptor activity
Source: RefSeq, a predicted model, not a curated record
AUGGCUCAUAAAGGAAGUAUAGUUGGCCAAUUCCGUUUCGCCUUACUUUUCGUGUUAAUACUGACUGAGAGUGUUACCUCAAUUUCCGGUUUGAGGGAACUGCGACUUCUGGGACAGCUACCAAUGACCGGAACUGCUUGGACAGGCGGAAUGGCGUGCCUACCUCCCCUGAAAAUGGCUAUAGAGGACGUCAACGCCCGUCCAGGGAUACUUGAUGGCUAUAAACUGACGUACGAAUAUAUCGACUCAAUGUGUAGCAAAGGCCCAGCUAGCUAUCGGACAUUUCGGACAAUACAUGAGAAGCCCCCAUAUGUCAUGCUCCUGGGAGACGCCUGUUCAACGUCAUCCGAGUCCACCGCCGAGGUGUCCCACUUUUACAACCUUACCCAGUUGUCCUAUGGAUCUACAUCACCAGUGUUGUCGGACAGGGAGAGGUUUCCUAAAUUUUUCCGCCUGUCCCCGCCAGAUACAACGAUAAACCCGACCAGGAUUGACCUCAUGAGGACGUUCAACUGGAACAAAAUUGCCACCAUACAUGAGGCGUUGGAGUUUUUCUCAGUUUCAAUGGACACAUUUAUCAGGGACGUCAAAAACCUGACCGAGAUUGAAAUAAUUUCUCAGGAAGUAUUUGUACAUGAUCCCUAUAACAGAGUGAAGAAUAUGAAGGACAGAGAUGUAAGAAUCAUCGUUGCGCUGAUGUACGAAGACAAGGCGAGGAAAAUGCUGUGUGCUGCGUACAAAGUAGGACUGUACGGAGCUAAAAUAGUGUGGAUCAUGCCAGGUUGGUUUACCAACGAGUUCUGGAAGGACGACAUCGGGAGUUUAUCCUGUACGCUGGAGCAGAUAACUGAGGUAGUAGAGGGAGCUAUUUUCGCCGGUCCCAUAUGGGAUAACCCCAUAGAGGAGAGAGGAAUAGCCAAUAUGACUAGGCACAACAAGACAUUGGAUGAGUUCACGUAUGAGGACGCAGACAUUGGCGAGGAGAUAUUCAAGUGUUUGUCUCGAGUAACACUUGUUGGGGUGUCUAGUAGAAUAUCUUUCGGUAACGGAGCAGACUCGAACAAAAUAAUCAAAGUUCAACGCGUGCAAGGUGGAAAGAGAAAGCUCAUAGCCUAUUACCACCAAGACAAAAGUCCGUCCUACUUCGAAUGGGUCCAAGGAGCUCUUGUUUGGAAAGAUAAUAAGAUACCCCGAGAUUCAACGUAUAUCAGCGUAGAAGAAGUGACCGUACCUCUGACCUUGUACACCAGCAUGUGUGUUCUGGCGGGCACCGGCUUAUGUGCAACUGUAUCGCUUUUCGCCUUCAAUAUCGUAUAUCGAACCAACAGGUUUGUAAAGCUUUCAUCUCCUAACAUCAACAACGUAUUGCUUCUUGGUUGCUUUCUCUGCUAUGCAACUGUCUUUAUCAGGACGACAGGAGCAGAUAGCAGAUUUGUAUGUGAGGCCCGUUCUUGGUGCUUUUGUCUGGGCUUCACCAUUACAUUUGGGUCUCUGUUUUCAAAAACAUGGCGAGUGUACAGGAUCUUCACAAACAAGAAACUACUUCGACGGACAAUAAAGGAUUACCAGCUUCUUGCCAUCAACGGAAUUUUGGUUGCCUCAGUGAUGGUGGUCCUGGGCACCUCGGCAUUAAUCUCCCCUAGUCAAGUUGUGACAAAAUACCUGACAAAGGAGGUGAACCUGAUCGGAUAUGAUGAAGAGGUCCAUCCCUACGUCCGUGUAUGUUAUUCAAAGUACGCCUCCUAUUUCAACUGGGUCAUCUACAUUCUAGAAGGAGCCCUUCUAUCGUUUGGAGCAUUUCUCGCCUGGGAAACACGCCGAGUGAAGAUCGAGGCUCUGAACGACUCACACCAGAUUGGCUUCUGUCUGUACAACGUAGUCGUCCUCAGCGCUGUUGGACUCUUACUGUCACUUGUUCUAGGCGACCAUGAGGUGUUGCUCUACGGAAUUACUUCUGCUUGUCUCAUUAUUGGCACGUUUGCGACACAGAUGGUCGUCUUUAUUCCAAAGAAUGAUGUGGCCUCCCCUUGUCGUGGGGAAGCGCUGCAGGCGAGCAAAGAAUAA